Molecule: messenger RNA, 1254 nt
Organism: Acytostelium subglobosum LB1
Lineage: Eukaryota; Evosea; Eumycetozoa; Acytosteliales; Acytosteliaceae
Exons: 1
Coding region: 1-1254 (417 amino acids)
Source: RefSeq, a predicted model, not a curated record
AUGAAUGUACCUUUGAUAAAGAGGUUAACGUUUGCCGAUAGUUUGGAAAGUCCCUUGCACCAAACAUUCUGGGAUGGUGCAUUGCCCUUCCUCAACAAGUUGCGGGCUAGUCAUCCAAACAUUGUUAUCUCAUACGUCAUGUUAUCAACUCCACAACAAAGAUCAUUAUGUCAUGUGCCUUUGAAUGGACUCAGUAUCUACUUUAACCAAGAUGAGGAUUCUGCAGAGGACAUCAUUGAUAUCAAUUCAGUUGUUGGCACAUCAUUCUUCCCCAAGACACUAGACACACUACUAUUGUAUAGUGAUUAUGCGAUGCCCCUCGACAACUCCACAGACCUCUCUGGCCUCACUCACCUCACUACUCUGUUUCUAUCAAACAUGUGCCAUCCACUCAAUGGAGACCGUCUGCCCCGCUCACUCACAGGUCUUGAGCUGAGCUCAAACUUUGACCAACCCGUGACCAACCUGCCAUCAGCACUCACCGACCUCACGGUCUACUCCUCACAGACAUCCUCCAUCGUACAUCCACCAGCAUUGAAGUAUCUUUACCAAUGCACGACCGCAUCGAACUUGUCACAACACCUCUAUCACAGUCUCACCGAACUUGUGCUCGGACUCAUUGGCGAGGGUGAUCUGAGCCACAUCACAUCGGACAAUUUGCCCGUGCUCAAGAAGCUUACAUGCCAAGGAUUCACAAUGAUGAUGAACCUCGACCCUUUGGACCUGUCCACACUGCCCACCUCGCUCAAGUGGCUGAACAUCACACCAAACAAACCGAUCGAAUCAGUGCCGUGUGGAGUCGAGAGCCUAAGAAUAUCGUUCACUCAAUCAAACUUCCAGUUGCCAGACAAUCUCUUCCAACAGCCAUCCUCCAUUCGUAAAUUGCAACUCUUUGGCUAUGAGCAUCCUUUGAGGGCGGGUGAAGUGCCCGCCUCCACAAAGGUGCUGAAGCUGGUCACGUACUAUCAGAGAUUGGAUGUUGCCAGGGUGUUGAAUCCACAGACUGGACCACAACUGACAAAGUUGAAAUGGGAAGGCUAUGAAGAUGUGGACGUACAUAACUUUUUGAUGGAGUUGCCCGAGUCACUGAUCAGUUUGGAACUUGGCACAAAGAUGAUGAACCUAAGAAGAGUGUCCAAUUCAUUGUUCUUCCACACCGACUACAUCUUUACUCGAUCUGGAUUCAUCACAUUGGACACUGUCAAGUACAUGCAUUCUCCAAGAUAUUGUCCAGCGAGAUACAUCAAUCAAUGA